GAUAUUGGCCCAGAACCAUAUAUCUGUCAUGGCAGCUGGGACAUUUGAUUAUCUUAUUGGUUUGAAGCAGCUUGACAUAACAGAAAAUCCUUUGAUAUGUGAUUGUGAACUACUGUGGGUGGGAGACUGGGCUCGUAACACCAGCGUCAAACUCGUCGGCAAUCCAAAAUGCGCCUUUCCAGAGAACAUGGUCAACAAAACAGUGCGGAAAUUAAAAAUAUUCCUCGACCUAUCUGCCUGUGGGAGCAUGCUACCCUCAAGCACAUUGAUUAUGAAACCAAGCCAGGACCAAGUAGUUUUCGAAGGGGACACUCUUACCCUCUCUUGUAAUGCUCCAUUCGCGUCUGUUAUGGCAAAAUACGAGCUGAAAUGGUCACACCCAAUGCUGGAAGUGUGUGAUGUUAACGUCACCCACACAGAUAUGCAAGACGAGGGUAUAGCAGAAACAAUAGUGUAUUUCCCCAAUAUCACGCAACACCACAUGGGAGAAUGGACUUGCAUGUACAGUGACCAGAAUCAUAUACGACAUAAUUACACGAUACAAGUGUUGGUGCUGUCAAAUGGGACUCAGUAUUGUAGUACCAAUGAAAAGGAUUACACCGUCAACAAUAAAGGAUUGUACUCCUGGCCUCAAAUGCUGAUGAAUCAUACAGCUGUAGUGCCAUGCCGCAGUGGGGAAGGAAUGGCUUAUAGAUACUGCAACGAAAAUGGAACUUGGAGCUCUCCGAACACGACUGAGUGCUCCUACAUAAGUAACGUGACGAAGUUACUGCAACAGUUCGCGUUGUUGAACGUCAGCUUGGUACAGUACUCGGCGGUGAAUGCUACAGAGAGAUUGGCGAUGUUGAUACAAGAGAAAACAUAUCCGUUAGCAGAGAUAAAUGAUGCAGACGAUGUUAUGUUCAUAGCGCAAGCUGUUAGAAAUUACAUGCAGUACAUUGCUGAGGAGAAAGAUUUGGGUCCUGCCCUUCUGGACGUUAUAAGCUCAGCGAUGAACAUAUCCAUGCCAGUUCUGUCACAAGCGGAGACACUCUACGGAUCUUGCACAGAUAUGGUGCAAGCCGCUGAGGAGAUAUCCGCAUAUAUCAACAACGUGCAAGGCCAAAAGGUAUGGAAUUACAUACGAAGCCUUGAUUAAGUUUAAUGUUGUUAC
Molecule: messenger RNA, 1153 nt
Organism: Manduca sexta (tobacco hornworm)
Lineage: Eukaryota; Metazoa; Arthropoda; Insecta; Lepidoptera; Sphingidae
Product: adhesion G protein-coupled receptor A3-like
Exons: 3
Coding region: 29-1138 (369 amino acids)
Biological process (GO): cell surface receptor signaling pathway
Cellular component (GO): plasma membrane
Molecular function (GO): G protein-coupled receptor activity
Source: RefSeq, a predicted model, not a curated record